AUGACUGACCUUCCCGACGAGAAUCCAACUACCCCCACUAACACUACUACUGACGCCCACGCCAACUCUGCCACCGAUUCUACUCAACCGGCUACCUCUUCCCCUCAUCACCUUACCUCACUACUCACCAAUUCACCACCUAAACCUGUCUCAUCCACUCCUCAUCCUACCAUCCAACCUUCUGAAAGUCUUGAUGUCUCAAGUACUUCUUCCAUCACUCCUUCUACUACUUCUUCAAUCUUGAACUACGUGGCUUCACCCGAAUCGGCUUCUACUUCUACUACUUACCCUUCACUCGAAGCUCAGUUGUUUUCAAAACCAACUACCAAUCUUGGGGCUCUGAACUCAUUGUCAUCCUCUGUUACUGCGAACUCGAUCAAUCGUACAAAUAACGAUAUGACUCGAGCAGAAGCAAUUGGUCUAUAUCGUACUGGAAAUCUAUCUAACUUGCCUACAAGACCACAAUCUCCUACCAACAGUCGGGAUCAUCAAUCGAAUGCAUCUCGUGCUAGUUCUGUCUCUUCCACCACUCGUCGUCGUCCUAGGGCUGGUACCAUGCCAUCAUCCCUUCAUAAUUCAACUCAAUCUCCUCUCAGCUUGUUGAAUGCUCCACCAAGUGCAAGACCUGAAAUUUUAAGACAGUUGAAUAUGUUGAGUGGCGGGUCUGGAGCGGCUACUGGAUUGCUUCCUGGACUUGGGGGUUCUCAUGGAUUUCCAUCAUCCGCACAAGGACCUCUUUUAUCAUCUAAUUUGCAUUCAUCUGCUUCUGAUAUCAACUUACGAUUAACUCUUGAUAAAACUCGGGCUCGAGCUGGUACGGUUGCUUUACCACCAUCCUCUGCAUCUUCAUACUUUGGCAGGGGUGUCUUCUCAGCGAAUUUUGUACCUAGAACAUCAAGAAUGAAUGAAGAAGUUCGGUCGAUGAAAUCGGAUGAUUCAGUCUUUGGAGAUAAUGAAUUGCAAACUGAAGCUGGUCAUGUUAGAACUCUUGAUUAUCUUGGUCUUGAUGCCGAUUCUCCAAUUUCACCACCUAGCUUUGCUUCUCAAUUACCUAACCCACCACAAUCUGCUUACGCUGGUUCAACAUUUUAUCAAGUGGUUAAUGGUGUACCACAUCAAACUCCUUCUACUUCUCAUUUCACUCAAAAUCAACAUGGUCACUCUCUUUCAACAUUGGCUAGUUUGGCAGGAAGGAUGAGAGCCUCAACCGUUUCAGGAAUGUCAUCUGCCAUCAGACCACCUCCUUCGAUUCGCAGAACAUCGCCAUUUGAAUCUCAUGAAGAUGGUUAUGAUGACAAUGGAGCUGAUUCAGCUGGGAUGAGAGAUGAUGAUUUCAGUGUGCCUCUUGGUAGUGCUAACUCUAUGAUCAGUCAAUAUGCCAUCAACACCGGCCGAGUAGGACGUAUGAUUCAUACUGCUGAUCCAUUGCUUCACCAUGAGAUGCACGAAUCAUCUAAUCCUUCACCAGUCUACUCGACAAUGUUAAGUGCGGGUACUCCAGGAGUUGGAAUGCUCAGUAAUCGACCUCGAGCUUCCACUCUUGCUGGUGCCUCACUUCUUGGAGCUGGUAGUCUUCCCGGAAGCGGUCAGGUCGGCUUAGGAUCCUUGAAUGGCAUCUCAGCCUCUGUUGCUCGUAAUCGAGCAGGCACCAUGGCUGGAUUAUCAAAACAUCCUGUCUUUUUGAAUUCCCUCAGUGGUGAUGGUAAUGAUCUUGGCUUGAACCAUGGAUACGGAUCAAUGGAUAAUAACAACUGGAUUUCUGGCUCAAGACCCAUGACGCCUGAAGGUGGUGUCAGUGGCGGAUUGGCGCCAAUGCAACAAUCUUCACGAAGUUUAUGGAUCGGAAAUUUGGAUCCGACAACCUCGGCCCAGGAGCUCAUGAGCGUUUUCGCUGUCUAUGGUGCCAUUGAAAGUUUGAGACUUUUACCCGACAAGGAGUGCGGUUUUGUCAAUUUUGUAUCUAUACACGAUGCUGUUCACGCCAAGGAUGAUGUUGUCAACCGAUUGGGGGCACAAAUCAAUUUGAAGAAUGGACCUACUUUGGUUAGGAUAGGCUUCGGAAAACCUGAAUCAGCUCCACAGACACCCGCUACCAUUGGCACUAUGCCAUCUAAUAUGAUGACUAGUUCAGGUAGCGCCGGUGGACUCUCACAAUCGAUGAUGUUAUUGUCUUUGAACAAUUCACAAGGUCCACAUGGAGUGGUCACCUCGAGCCAAGUCAGCAAUAUCAAUCCUAGUCAAAGUGGUUAUACUAAUAUUGGUGGGAUCAUCUUGGGACCUAAUGGAGAUCCUGUGUUACAAUCUUCACCUACGAGAGCACUUUGGAUCGGUAGUAUUCCUCCUCAAACCACUCCUAAUCAUCUGAUGGAAAUUUUCUCACCUUAUGGUGCGAUUGAAUCGGCAAGAGUCUUGACUCACAAAAAUUGUGGAUUACGUGCCCGUAAAGCGUUGAGUGGACGUGAGAUCUUGGGUGUCGAGGUGGGAGCAGUCAAAAUCGGAUAUGCGAAAGUACCAGUGAAAGCACCUGGUACAUUCUCGCCUUCGUCACAGAUGGAGUCAAUGUCAAAUGAUCCGAUCAACCAACAACUAGCGUAUGAAACAUUGGCUAGAAUGAGAGGAGCUUCAGUCGUACCACUUGAUCAACAAAUUUUGAGUGGUAGCAUUCAAGAUUAUCGAUCGAACCUUGCUAUGAGUUUCAUUCCUAAUGGGAUUCAUGCCUUCAAUGGAUUCCCACUCAAUGGCGCCAUUCCACCUCAAAGUGCUGGACUUUCUGUUGGAAGUGUUGGAAUGGGUAACACACCUGGAAGAUCAAGCAAUAGUCAUUAUGAAUCGUGUAAUGGAAGUGAUGGGGAAGCAAAUGCGAACGCCAAUACUUGUUCGGUACCGAUGCCAGCUGUGACGGAGAUGCAACUCUUGAUGCGACAAUUGAGUCAACCAUUGAAGAAAGAAGGUUCAACAGAUGUUCAAGAAGAUGAACAAGGAUCCAAUGAAGAAGAUGAAAAGGCAGUCUCUGAAUUUAGACCACCGGUGACUUAUUAUACUACUGUACCACCACCUAUCAAUCAACUUGAUCCGCAUCGUCGAUUGGUUUCUGCUACUGCUGAUCCUCCUAGAUUAAGAGAGAUACGUAAACGACUUGAUAAUAGUAACUUAGGCCAAGAUGAUUUAGAUUCAGUGGCUAGUGAAUUAAUGGAAGAGAUUGUUUACUUAUCAUCAGAUUAUAUUGGAAAUACUAUUGUACAAAAGUUAUUUGAAAAAUGCUCACUUUCCGUAAAGAUGCAAAUGUUAGAAAGAUGUGCACCACAUUUAGCGAUAAUCGGAUGUCAUAAAAAUGGAACAUGGGCAGCACAAAAGAUGAUAGAUUGUGCUACUACACACGAGGAAAUGUCAAUUAUCAGUCAAAACUUAAGACCGUUUGCACCACCUUUAUUAUUAGACAAUUUAGGAAAUUAUGUGAUGCAAUGCUGUUUAAGGUUUGGAUCGAAUUAUAAUGAGUUUGUAUUUGAUUCAAUGAUUGAUAGAUGUUGGGAAGUAGCACAAGGAAGGUUUGGGGCAAGAAGUAUGAGAACUUGUUUAGAAUCUAAACAUACAACUCAAUUACAAAUCAAAAGAGUAGCUAUCGCGGUAAUUUUAAAUUCGAUUCCACUUUCGACUAAUCCGAAUGGAACUUUACUCUUAACUUGGUUAUUAGAUACAUCCAACUUACCUGGACGUUACCGAUUACUUGCACCAAGAUUAGCUCCACAUCUAUCGCAUUUAUGUACACAUAAAUUAGCAUCUGUUACAGUUUUAAGAGUCAUUAAUCAAUCGAUCGAUCCAGAUGCAUCUCAAAUCAUUUUAGAUGGUUUAUUUCAUUCAUCUAAAUCUGUUUUGGAAGACGUUUUAGGUGAUCAAGUUCAUGGUGUGAAUGUAUUGAUGAAGAUCUUAGGAUCACAGUUUGUUCCUAAUGAUCAAAAAGUGAUGAUGUCAGAAAAAAUCAAAGAAGUGAUGAUCGCUUUAAGAGUUCAACAUAUUCCAGCUUAUAAACGAUUAGCAGAAGAAUUAGGAAUACCAAUUAAUAAUCCUAGUUCUACUAAUAAUUCAAAUAACAAUAAUAAUCAUACACCACCUUCUUCGAUCUCAGGAAUGAAUUCGAGUUCUAAUCCUUCUUCUCUUACUCCUACUUCAAAUCAUUGGAAUCAUCAAUUCCAAAAUAAUCAACUUUCAAAUCAUCAUCCGAUUUGGAGUUCUGGAGGUGGAGGUGCUGCUGGAGGAGGUGCUGGUGGAGAGUUUGGGAUUCGAAAUCCGAUGGGAGGAUUUGUGACAGGUGGAGUUGGAGUUGGAAAUGUAGGGUUUGAGAUGAGUUUUGGUUCAAGUUCAGAUGAGAAUUCUCAUUUGAAUCAUCAGAUUAGGUUUUAAUUAAGAAAUCCAUCUUGUUGUGCUUUUUUUGAUUUAAAUGUGUGUCAUGUGAGUGUUUUCAAAAAUCUGUGAAUGUGUGUGUGAUUUUUUUUCUUUUUUUUUGUCGUUUUUUUUUUGGAUAUGCUUUCCUUUUUCUUUUUCUUUCUUUUUCUUCUCUUUUUUUCUUUUCUUUGAGAGUGUAUGAUGAUUUUUUUGCUUCUUUUCUUUUUCUUAUACAAAUUGUGAAUGAUUUUUU
This is a messenger RNA of Melampsora larici-populina 98AG31, 4633 nucleotides long. RefSeq lists its product as uncharacterized. Bases 1 to 4398 code for a protein of 1465 amino acids. Gene Ontology annotation, molecular function: RNA binding. The transcript is spliced from 9 exons. The record is from RefSeq and is a predicted model, not a curated record. Lineage: Eukaryota; Fungi; Basidiomycota; Pucciniomycetes; Pucciniales; Melampsoraceae.